AUGAAACAAAGAAUUAGUGCUUUGGAUUUACAAAUUCUAGCAGCAGAAUUGAAAACCUCAUUAGAAGGUUAUAGAUUGAAUAAUAUUUAUAAUGCUUCCGAUUCUAAUAGACAAUUCCUCUUAAGAUUUAACAAACCUGACUCUAAAUUAAAUGUCAUUGUAGAUUGCGGGUUGAGGAUCCAUUUGACUGAAUUCACUAGACCUAUCCCAUCGGCACCUUCUGGAUUCGUUAUGAAAUUGAGAAAACAUUUGAAAUCGAAACGAUUAACUGCAUUGAGACAAGUUAAAAAUGAUAGAAUUUUAGUGCUACAAUUUGCUGAUGGUUUGUUUUUUCUGGUUUUGGAAUUCUUUAGUGCAGGGAAUGUUAUCUUGUUGGAUGAAAAUAGGAAGAUUAUGUCAUUACAGAGAAUUGUUCAUGAGCAUGAAAAUAUUAUUGGUGAAACUUAUACGAUGUUUGAUGAAUCCUUAUUUCAUACAGCUGAUGAUACCAAUGCUACAAAUAUAACUAAUAAGGAUUUCUCGGAAGGUUUAGUCAAGAAUUGGUUAGAUGAAGUCAAACAAAAAUAUGCGGUUGCUGCAUCAACAAUAUUGGAAACCUCCAAGAAUGAUAAGUCACAUCAAAAGAAAAAAAUUAAAGUUAUGUCAAUACAUAAAUUAUUACUAUCAAAGGAACCACACCUAUCCUCUGAUUUACUUUCUAAGAAUUUGAAAAUGAGUAAAAUUGAUCCAUCCACAUCUGCACUUGAUUUCGAAAAUAGAGUUGAUGAUAUCAUCAAAUUAUUGAAUACAACUGAAUCAGAAUACCAUCAGUUAUUAAACGACAAUGAGCAUAGAGUAGGGUAUAUCUUAGACCACGAAAACAAAAACUUUAACCCUAAAAUUGAUAGUAAUCCAGAUUUGGAAUUCAUCUACGAGACGUUUCAUCCUUUUGAACCGUAUGUGGAAGAAAAAGAUAAAGCAUCAUCUCAUAUAAGUGAGAUUCCGGGUUAUUAUAAUAAAACGUUGGAUAAAUUCUUCUCAACGAUCGAAUCCUCUAAGUAUGCUCUUCGAAUUCAAAAUCAAGAAUUGCAGGCAAAGAAGAAAUUAGAUGAGGCUAAAUUAGAUAAUCAGAAAAAGCUUCAAGCCCUAAUAGAUGUUCAAUCCUCUAAUGAAGAAAAGGGACAUUUAAUUGUGGCCAAUGCAGAUCUAGUAGAAGAAGCGAAAUCCGCUAUUCAAGGAUUAGUCGACCAACAAAUGGAUUGGAAUACUAUUGAGAAAUUAAUUAAAAGUGAACAGAAGAAACAUGUCAAAAUUGCAGAAUUGAUCGUUCUGCCUUUGAACUUGAAAGAAAAUAAAUUCAAGAUGAAGCUACCUUUGAAGACCUUCGAUGACGAUGAACAAAAUGACACCUCUGAUGAAGAUGAUAAUUCCUCCUCCUCCUUCUCCGAAUCUGAUUCAGAGAAUGCUUCUUCUUCAUCGGAUGCAAGUGAUUCUGAUAUUUCAGAUUUUGAGACAGAAGAAAGCGUACAAAAAGAAGUACCCCCAAAAAAGAGGAAAACGAAGAGAUCAUCUGCGACAUCUCAACCUAAUGAAAAAAUGAUUACAGUUACUAUUGAUCUUGGUUUCUCUGCUUAUGCUAAUGCAUCUGAAUAUUUCAAUGCUAAGAAAACGAGUGCUGAAAAGCAAAAACGUGUAGAAAAGAAUAUUGAAAAGGCUAUGAAAAACAUCGAGGAAAAAGUUAACACGCAAUUGAAAAAGAAAUUGAAAGAAUCUCACGAAGUGCUGAAGAAAAUUAGAACGCCAUAUUUCUUCGAAAAAUAUCAUUGGUUCAUUUCCUCUGAAGGGUAUCUUGUUAUGAUGGGUAAGAAUGAUGCAGAAACAGAUCAAAUAUAUAGUAAAUAUAUCGAGGAUGAUGAUGUCUUUAUGUCAAAUAACUUCGGUACAAAAGUUUGGAUUAAGAACCCUAUGAAACAUGAAGUUCCGCCAAAUACUUUAAUGCAAGCAGGAAUAUUAUGUAUGUCUUCCAGUGAAGCUUGGUCCAAGAAGAUUGCGUCGUCAGCAUGGUGGUGUAAUGCCAAAAACGUCACCAAGUUUGAUAAAUUUGAUAAAAGUGUGUUACCACCCGGUGUUUUUGUUUUAAAAGAUGAAAAGGAUCAAAAUACCUUACCAGCAUCUCAACUUGUCAUGGGUUUAGGUUUUUUAUGGAAGGUAAAGACUUCCGAUAAUGGGGAUGAAGAUGUGAAGGAAUUUGAAGGAGAGCAAGAAGAACUUUCCUUAAUAGAUGAAGAAGAAGAAAAUGAAGAAUUUAGAGGAAAUGAUAGUGUAGUCAUUCCGACAGAUGAUGAUCAUACAGACAGCUAUGAUAACAAUGACUCUAUUAAUAUAGUUGCAGAAAUCGGUAAUGACCUCAAAGAUUUAGAUCUCAAUAAGGAUGAAGUUAGAAUACCUGAAGAGGAAGAAGAGGAAUUUGAUAACAGGACGAUAGCUACAGGCUUAGUAGAAAAUAUGAACAAAAACGUUCGUGGUAAGAAAGGUAAAUUAAAAAAGAUGCAAAAGAAAUAUGCUGAUCAAGAUGAAUCCGAGAGAUUAUUAAGAUUACAAGCUUUGGGUACAUUAAGAGGAUUAGAGAAACAACAAUUAAGGGAGAAGGAAGAGAUUGCUAAACAACAAAAGAGGGAAUAUAAAAAAGCUAAACGUGAGAAACAAAAGGAAAUGCAGGCUUUGAAAUUUACCAGAAAUGAGAAGGUAAAGGUGAACUAUCAAAAACCUUUCACAGAAUUGAAAGCUGUCCUGACUAAAGAUGAUAAAGUAGUUGAUAUUGUUCCUGUAUUUGCUCCAUGGCCUGCGCUUUUAAAGUAUAAAUACAAGGUGAAAAUUCAGCCAGGAAGUGCCAAAAAGACAAAAACUUUGUCAGAAAUCCUACAUUUCUUUAUGAAUCGUAAAGUUGAUACCACGUUGGCAGAUAAGGAGAUUGAUUGGCCAAACGAACAUGAAUUAAUCAAAACGUUGAAGGAGCAGGACUUGGUUUUAUUGUUAUGUGUUGAUAAAUUAAAGGUUACUCUUCCAGGAAAGAAUGAUACAUCCAAGAAGGGCAACCAAAAAAAUGGGAGUAAGGGAAAAUCUAAAAGAAAAUAA
Messenger RNA from Naumovozyma dairenensis CBS 421, 3114 nucleotides. RefSeq names its product Rqc2p (gene RQC2). The record is from RefSeq and is a predicted model, not a curated record. NCBI's taxonomy places the organism in Eukaryota, Fungi, Ascomycota, Saccharomycetes, Saccharomycetales, Saccharomycetaceae. The coding region runs from base 1 to 3114 and encodes 1037 amino acids. Gene Ontology annotation, molecular function: ribosomal large subunit binding; tRNA binding. Gene Ontology annotation, biological process: rescue of stalled cytosolic ribosome; ribosome-associated ubiquitin-dependent protein catabolic process. Gene Ontology annotation, cellular component: RQC complex. The transcript has a single exon.